CAUGAUAUAAUAAUUUAAAAUUACUCUAUCAUUACAAUAAAUUUGAGUUUAAAUUUCAUCUUCACGAAACGGGCAGUUUUCCGUACUUUCCUAUAUGACACGUAUAAACACUGCUUAGCCCUGAUCUGUCAUGUAGCUGUCAAUUAAGAAAACGAAGCGAUUGCUGCACGGUGCAUACGGAAGCUGUGGUUCUCUGUUUAAUUUGCAAUAAAUAUCGUGAAAACCCCUUUUUCACGCUUCUGUGCAGUGUGUAGAAUAUGAAUGGUGCCGUAACAAUGGGAAGCAACGAGUACAAUUCCGGAAGCAACAACAACAACAGCGAAGCCUCACCGGCCCGAGAGGAGUAUCGUAAGGAAGCGGAGAGCUCGCCGCCACCGGCGAAAGUUUCGAAGCGCGAUAAGGAACGGGAACGAGAUCGCGAACGUCGCGAACGUCGCGAAAGGGACAGAGAGCGCGAGGAACGUGACCGAGAACCGAAGAUUCUACCGUACAUUGCGCAGCCCGUGUAUGAUAUUCGUCAGAUUGGCGAUGUGGCCUUUGGACCGGGCACUCGGUCGGCACUGCUGGGCAUACUCGGUGGAGCAUUGCCCCGGCUUAACACGGAGCAGAUCGAGCUAGUAUCGAGGGCGAAAAAAUACGCCAUGGAGCAGAGCAUCAAGAUGGUGUUGAUGAAGCAAACGUUAGCCCAUCAGCAGCAGCAGUUGGCCAGCCAGCGCACCCAAGUGCAACGGCAGCAAGCUUUGGCUCUUAUGUGUCGUGUUUACGUCGGCAGUAUUUCGUUUGAACUGAAGGAAGACACCAUCAGGGCGGCAUUCCUACCAUUCGGGCCGAUCAAAUCGAUCAACAUGUCCUGGGAUCCGAUCACGCAGAAACACAAAGGAUUUGCGUUCGUCGAGUAUGAAAUACCCGAAGGAGCGCAGCUGGCGCUGGAACAGAUGAACGGUGCCAUGCUCGGUGGGCGCAACAUCAAGGUCGGCCGACCGAGCAAUAUGCCGCAGGCGCAGCAGGUGAUCGAUGAGAUCCAGGAGGAAGCGAAGAGCUACAAUCGCAUCUACAUUGCCUCGAUCCAUCCGGAUUUGACCGAGGAGGACAUCAAGAGCGUGUUCGAAGCGUUCGGGCCAAUUAUGACCUGCAAGAUGUCGCAGGGAAAUGCUGUACACACGCACAAGGGAUACGGAUUCAUUGAGUAUCAGACGAAUCAGUCCGCAAUCGAAGCAAUCGCCAGUAUGAAUUUGUUUGACCUGGGCGGACAGUUGCUAAGGGUUGGACGAUCAAUUACGCCACCGAACGCGCUGAUGGGCCCGGCGGCGAAUUCCGCCAUGCCAACAGCAGCAGCCGUCGCUGCAGCAGCUGCUACCGCCAAGAUUCAGGCCAUGGAUGCUGUGGCUACGAACGCCGUCUUGGGACUGUCAGCCACUUCACCUGGUCUGAAAGUUGGUCUCACGGGGCUGCCGCUUAACCCGGCAAUCACGACAGCCAGUGCUGGAUUUGUUGCGCAAGCACAGUUGGCCGCAGCCACACAGGCCGCAGCUGCAAUUAACAGUCAGCCGGGGCUGCUGGUGCCGCCAGUUUCGCUAGCUCCCUCCCUGCUGGUCAAUCCGGUGCUGGGUGCUGCAGCCAAGCCACUUCCCACAGUAUUGAGCCAAGCGAAUCCGGCUGCGGUUGCGGCGGCGGCCGCCGCGGCAGCAGCAGCAGCAGCGGCAGCUGCUGCGGCCCCGAACGCUACAGCGGAAGAUGUGUACAAAAAAGCACAAGAAAAACAGCAGGAAGAGCUACAGAAGAAGCUACUGGAGGAAGGGGAACCGCAAACGUUACAGCAGCAGGAGUCCAUGUCGAUCAAGGGCCAGAGUGCUCGGCAUUUGGUGAUGCAGCGGCUAAUGAGGCCGCGCGAAAGCAAGGUGGUUAUUCUGCGCAAUAUGGUCGGACCGGAGGACGUCGAUGAGACGCUGCAGGAGGAGAUUCAAGAUGAGUGUAGCAAGUACGGUGCCGUGGACCGGGUUAUUAUCUACAAGGAGCGCCAAUCGGAGGGCAACUUUGCCGAGGACGACAACACCGACAUGAUCGUAAAGAUCUUCGUCGAGUUCUCGCAGGCCACCGAAGCAGAUAGAGCCCGUGAGUCACUGAACGGUCGCUACUUUGGCGGCCGCCUGGUCAAGGCGGAGUCUUACGAUCAGGCUCUCUUUGACCACGGCGAUCUGUCUGGCUAAAUCGAGGGCGCGUGAGCACGUGUGUGUGUUUGGGGACGUGUGGGAAGCGCUCCGCAUCCUACACUUUCUUACCUCUCGAGCAAUGGUCCUAGCUGAUCAAUUUUCGACACAAACAUUGGGAGCGCUUAUAUGUGUGUGUUUGUGUGUGUGAAGUACUCUUACUCUCUCUCUCACACACACACACACCCUUAGAUGGGCAGGAAGAAUUGGAUGAAUCGAAAAAAAACACGAUCGUUGGUAAUGGGCGACUCAGCAGGUUCAUAAUUUGUUCACUUGGAAAUGAAAAUUGUGUCCAGUUCUUUGACCCUGCCCAUCGCAAAGAGAAAACCCGCCAGUAUCGAUUAGCCAGAAAGAUUGUACCGAACACAGUUGUUUGUUUAUAAGCUCUCAAGCAUCAUAUUACCACCAAUGCUAUCGGCCCACUCAACUUGAAUCCCUUUUGAAAUAGUAAAUAAUGCGUGGACGACGAACCCUUUUCACUGAACCAGCAUUAAUGUGGUUCAUUUAGACUAAAAAAGUAAGAUUAAAAACCUAAUAACACAACCAUAAAAUCACACCCAGGAUUAAUAGAAACCUACCUUUAAACUACACAACAUGCACUUCAUGCAGCAAGCACCUUGAUGGACUUUUGGAGUUUCGAAAAGAGGACAACUUUUGUUGCACUAGCAGUGUCCCCCGUGUGUGUUACUACGAUGCAAUCCAUCAGACCAAGCUGUGCAUACAACAGAGAGUGAAUGGCAUUACGAUGCACACAUACACCAUUUCUCAUUCAUGUGUUAGACAUAAACAUAGGCAUAAAGUCAAAAUAAUCCUGCAUCGUAAAGGACGAGCUGUGUGUAUUGAAGGCGCAAUACCUAGGAAUUCACACGGACCUAAUUAAAUCCACCAUAAAUUUCGAGCGUCGCUCAACGCUGCUCUUGCUCUAAUAUAUUAUAAUUUAACUGUAUAUACAAACUCGGGAAGCGCGUAACGGCCAUUUGUUCGUUUUGCUGCUUUUCCGGUGCUACAUGAUCAAGGAAAUAUAGGACUAACGUCACCAAAAUCA
Anopheles gambiae (African malaria mosquito) is the source of this 3252-nucleotide messenger RNA. It is a transcript of the gene hfp, whose product is annotated as poly(U)-binding-splicing factor half pint. Gene Ontology annotation, molecular function: RNA binding. Gene Ontology annotation, biological process: alternative mRNA splicing, via spliceosome; mRNA splice site recognition; regulation of alternative mRNA splicing, via spliceosome. Gene Ontology annotation, cellular component: precatalytic spliceosome; catalytic step 2 spliceosome. Lineage: Eukaryota; Metazoa; Arthropoda; Insecta; Diptera; Culicidae. The transcript has 5 exons. The record is from RefSeq and is a predicted model, not a curated record. The coding region runs from base 258 to 2207 and encodes 649 amino acids.